Molecule: messenger RNA, 1898 nt
Organism: Larimichthys crocea (large yellow croaker)
Lineage: Eukaryota; Metazoa; Chordata; Actinopteri; Sciaenidae
Product: homeobox protein Hox-D4b
Exons: 2
Coding region: 350-1105 (251 amino acids)
Biological process (GO): embryonic skeletal system morphogenesis; positive regulation of transcription by RNA polymerase II; anterior/posterior pattern specification
Cellular component (GO): nucleus; nucleoplasm
Molecular function (GO): RNA polymerase II cis-regulatory region sequence-specific DNA binding; DNA-binding transcription factor activity, RNA polymerase II-specific
Source: RefSeq, a predicted model, not a curated record
GAUAGAUAGAUAGAUAGAUAGAUAGAUAGAUAGAUCAUUAACAUUAUUUAUGAUCAUUUAAAAUGUUUUCUCAGCGUCUAUUCUAAACCAUUUCUCCCCGCCACUAAAGCUUCAUUAGCCCUAUAAUGAACAUUUUUUCCCCCCAACCAAAUUAUCCCAUUACGUCUGACAUAAACAACCCCAAAAGUGAGGCCUCCCAUUGGCUGGCCGCAGGGUCACGUGGCCCGCGCGGCCGUCCGUCUAUUUGACAGCCGCAGGAUGGCUUGAUGCCAGAGGGGGAGAAAGAGACAGAGAGAGGGGAGAGAAAGAAAAAUUAGUAUUCUCCUACCAGCCUCGCUAUAAAUCAAUCAUGGAGUCCUACGUGGUGAGCUGUAAAUAUGCUGAGCCGCAGUUCCCGCCUUGUGAAGAAGAUUACAGUAAUUUUAGUGACCAAGGGGGGUAUUACAACAACCCCCAGGACAGUGGUAGUUAUGGAGGAGGCUAUCAGCCCGUGCAGCCCCCUCCGCCUCCAUACACACCACAACAAACCGGCUAUCAACACUCUUUGCAGGGGCACCACCGGGAGGAUGGAGAGGACCACCGCGCAGUGCAGCAGCAGCAGCAGCAGCCCCACCAAGGUGCGCCUUUCCCCGGCUACAGAGAGACAGAUGUGCCCGGUAAGGAGAGGUUCAGCGUGGGUGACCUGCAGUGCCAGGCCUGGAUGACCUGUGCAAAGCCCGCUCAGGUGCAGAGGAAAGCGGCCUGCCAGGGGAAGGACAAGCCGCCUAUUGUUGUCUACCCGUGGAUGAAGAAGGUGCACAUCGCGCAUGUUAAUCCGAACCACGUGGGUCCGGAACCAAAGCGUCUACGGACGGCCUACACGCGCCAGCAGGUUCUGGAGCUCGAGAAGGAGUUCCACUUCAGCCGUUACCUCACGCGCCGCCGACGCGUCGAGGUGGCCCACGCGCUCUGUCUCACCGAGCGGCAGGUGAAGGUGUGGUUCCAGAACCGGCGCAUGCGCUGGAAGAAAGACAACAAGCUGCCGAACACCAAAGGAAGGAGCAAAAACAAGAAGGACAACAACAACAACGGCGACAGCAACGUGAAGACGGUGAUCACCGUGUGAGCAGGCAGCAGCCGUGUCAGCACCUUCACUCUCCAAAUCCACGAGGCUUCUUCCAGCUUUUAUUUUGAAGUCUGGUCGUUGUUCCUGAUUUUGUUGUUGUUGUGAUAUUUAAUGAAUUAAUGAAUGUUCCCGAGUCCUCGUGUGAACUCGGAGGUUCCAGAUCUCAUAUUUGGGAAUUUAGGUUCAGAUUUUUACGCGCCUCGUCAAACUUUUACGCAUCGCGAGGAGAGAGAGAGAGUGUCUUUGUUUGUGUGUGGAGAAAACAGGGUUUGAUUUCUACAGGGUAAAAACAUGAAGAAAUAAUACAGGGUUCUUUUUUUAAAUAGCUACCUAAAUAAAAAAAAUAAAAAAAGAUUAAAUAACUUAUGAAUAUGCACAUUACCAAAAUGUUGUUUUCCACAAACUGGCGCUUAAAGACGCAGAAACAGAAGAAGAGAAGCAGCGCGGCUCAGCUGCACGACGGUUUUUUAUUAUUAUUUUGUACAUAGAUCCCCCCAGAAAAUGAAAAAUAAAAACAUGCAGAUGUUGUAGGAUGAGUAGCCAUAUCGCGCAGAUAAUUUUUUUAAUCUCCAAAGUUUCCAGUAAAGAGGUUUGUGACGCACGGCGCGGACAGAUGUUCUCAGGGUUACAGGGUUUGUUUGUUUCCUUCAGCACAGAAAAGAUUCUCAGCUUUUGCAUCCUCAAAGUUCUCCAGUUUAAUAUGCUAUUGAUCUCUUAUUAUUAUUAUUGUUGUUGUUGUUAUUAUAGCCAGUACUUAUUUUUAUUUGUAUUAUCUAGAAGCAUAUUUUAUUCU